CGGUCCAUUCUGUCAGUGCUCGGAUGAAAUGACGCUGCUAUCUGACUCAUUGGAAAUCGAAAUGGCACUCACUUUUGGUAGACCAUUGCAUCAUCUAUCAUCCAUCAUCGUAUGGAAAGCGGGAGUGAUCAGCUUCGGCGAGAGUGAUCAGCUGGACUAAAAAGGCAUUUGUUUGGCUCUUCUCCUGCCAGACCCCCAAUCACCCACUGAACGCGAUGAAGAAUUUACCGACUACACUCAUAAAUGUGGCUGUGCGUACAGAAUGAGGUUAAGACAUUGUAUUGACGUGGUGCCUAAGAUCUCUUGCCUUGCAAAUUUGACAUGAGAAAUCAUCACUCGCACAUAGACUUGCAUCAAAUGGUGAUAUCAAAGGCCCUUGCUUGCUUCGACGAGCCUCUAGUAGCACUAAUAUUUGAAUCUGACGGUUCAGAAAUUUAAAUCCAAACCCCCCAAAAAAUCCACCAUCAUCAUGUAUGCUGCAGAGUUCACCACAAAUGCUGACCAGCACUAUUGCGAGUAUGCCAACUGUUUUAGCGGUCAUCCUGGCACUGUACCUGCUAUCACCUAUAUUGAGCACAAAGAUCCGAGCAAGCCUGGUAAAUGGCUUUGUGAAAAAUGCAGCCGAUACCAGCGCUCCAAGUUCACUACCAAGAAAAUAAGUGAUGCAGUAAUUCCAAAUACCUCGAAGCAUGGUUUCGGCCAGUCCAAAUAUGAUGGUGCUGCAGUUCACAAGCAGACUGCAGAGGCGCAGCGUGGAAAAUCCCAACUUCCUGUUCGUGCAGUGGGGCUUAGUGUAUCAUGUGGGAUGCCUCCACCUGCAUUCAUCCCAGGUCCCAUUCACCCGAGGCGCGCCUCAGCAAAUCAUCAAUUUGUUCCUUUACCCAACUGGCCUGCAGCUCCUGGCCCCUCAGACAUCCGCCGUGCAAAUCCAUUAGGGCCCAACAUAUCUAUUUAUGGUCGGGAUGCUCAGUUUAUUGUGUACUCAGACCUUCUUCGAACUCUGCCACUCAAGCCUGGUUAUCAAGAUGCGCAUAAAAUUUAUGAAGAGAUGCGAGACCAGCUUGCUCGACAGGCCUAUGCUUUGAGUGUUCCCGAAGUGGUAUGCGUCAAGGCAUACCUUGCAGUGAUGAUUCCACGGGCUAAAAAACCAACUCUGAUAUCUGAUAUAGUCGAGUCGAUCAGCAACAUCCCUUACCGCAUUGGUGCCAAUGACCUUAAAACUUCGGUGUACCUCACCCUACUUCCCAUGUUCAUCAAGUGGUCCAUGGGUCUUACUUUUACGUUUGAAGAGGCACGUUUGCGUCUUGUUAGUAGUUUCGAGGAGAUUCUUCCCCGUCCAUCUGGAGAAGACAUCAAUGCCAUAGCAUCCCACUUCCUCAAGACCAGGAACACGAAGCAGCAGUUCAACGCUGGCAAGGGGAUCGAACUUCACCUCAUUAUUCCACAUACGAAGUUCCUUGCCGCUGAGCAAAGGCGAAAUGGUGAGGAAGUAGCUGAGUCCAAGUCUCGUGAUGAUACACCUCACGCAACAGCGGCAAGUUCAUCUGACAUCCAACAUCUUUCAAGUCCUGCAUUAGUACUAUCUGUGGUGUCCCCAUCAAAAAAUUUGCAAAAUGGUGCCCAAUGUUCGCCUCACCCUGUCAAGCGCAAAUUAUCAUUGCCUCCUGUCCCAUCCACGCCCCCUCGGAAGCCUCGGACUUUGGAUGCUGCAGUAUCUCCGGAUGUUAGUGCACUUCGCCGUGCACUUCAAGCACAAGCUAUUCCCAUAUCCCAACCAAACUUACCCUUUCUCACUCUUCGCACGUUCAAGGCACUACUGCGGAUAAUCCCCCCCAUAUCACUAUCUGCUCUGAUUACUGAUCCAACCACUUCUGACGUACCAAAUACUACUGCCCCCCCGAUGCAGGCUACUCUUUUUGAACAAGUCAUACGUUCAUACAUGUACAUAGAUGGUACUAAGUCUUUUCGCCAGUCUAGGACCGUGACACCACUCCCAGCGGAGUUUAAAGCUUCCGUGGGAGCGGGCUCCAUUCCAGUGGAGGAGUGUUGCUGUUGGUCAUUUUUGAGGAACCGAAUUUAG
Molecule: messenger RNA, 2080 nt
Organism: Suillus plorans
Lineage: Eukaryota; Fungi; Basidiomycota; Agaricomycetes; Boletales; Suillaceae
Exons: 6
Coding region: 470-2080 (536 amino acids)
Source: RefSeq, a predicted model, not a curated record